Messenger RNA from Calypte anna (Anna's hummingbird), 2167 nucleotides. It is a transcript of the gene GTF2H3, whose product is annotated as general transcription factor IIH subunit 3. Gene Ontology annotation, cellular component: transcription factor TFIIH holo complex; transcription factor TFIIH core complex. Gene Ontology annotation, biological process: regulation of DNA-templated transcription; nucleotide-excision repair. The transcript is spliced from 13 exons. Bases 197 to 1120 code for a protein of 307 amino acids. NCBI's taxonomy places the organism in Eukaryota, Metazoa, Chordata, Aves, Apodiformes, Trochilidae. The record is from RefSeq and is a predicted model, not a curated record.
UCAGGUCUGCAAGGCAGCGGGGCGCAACGCAUCACAACACGUCCGGUUCGGUUCGGUGCUGCCCCCCGCUCUCCUCCCCUCUUACCGUUCCUGCUCAUGGCUGCUCCGCUCCUUCCUGGCUCCUCCGGAUGAUGUAGCGUCGCGUCGUGACAUCAUCAGGCUGCGCCGGAAGCAGCUGCUGACUGGGAGCGGCGGGAUGAGCGCGGAGGACGAGCUGAGCCUGUUGGUCAUCGUCAUCGACACCAACCCCAUCUGGUGGGGCAAGAAGGCGCUGGGAGAGGCCGAGUUCACCCUCUCCAAAUGCAUCGAUGCAGCCAUGGUGAUGGGGAACUCACACCUCAUCAUGAACAGAACCAACAGGCUGGCUGUGAUAGCAAGUCACACACAGGAAAGCCGUUUCCUGUACCCUGGGAAGCGUUGGAGCUCUGCAGAUCUCCUUGCAGAUGGUGGUGGCUCCAUGGAAUCCAAUUGCUCUGGCAGCAAGGAUGGGAAAUAUGAGUUAUUAACAGCAAUAAAUGAAGCAAUAGCAGAAGAGGUUAAAGACCUCAUGACAAAAACUGAAAUGAAGGGCCAGCAAACAGAGACUCUGCUAGCAGGAUCACUUGCUAAAGCACUUUGCUAUAUCAACAAGAUGAGCAAAGAGGUAAAAGCUAAUGAAGAAAUGAAAUCAAGGAUUUUGGUCAUAAAAGCAGCAGAAGACAGUGCAUUGCAGUAUAUGAACUUCAUGAAUGUCAUCUUUGCAGCACAGAAACAGAGUAUUUUGAUUGAUGCCUGUGUCUUGGACUCUGACUCAGGUCUUCUACAACAGGCUUGUGACAUUACAGGUGGCAUAUACUUGAAAGUGCCCCACAUGCCCUCCCUUCUGCAGUAUUUGUUGUGGGUGUUUCUCCCUGAUCAAGAGCAGAGAUCUCAGCUUGUCCUUCCACCUCCAGUUCAUGUUGACUACAGAGCUGCCUGCUUCUGUCAUAGAAAUCUGAUUGAAAUUGGUUAUGUGUGCUCUGUGUGCUUGUCAAUAUUCUGCAACUUCAGUCCUAUUUGUAGUACCUGCGAGACUGCUUUCAAAAUAUCAUUGCCACCUGUCAUGAAAGCCAAGAAGAAGAAAUUGAAGUUAGCUGUGUAACAGUAUCAUGUAAAUAGAUACUUACCUCCUCCAGUAAUUCCACCAGAUGGGGUAUAGUAAGAAAUUAAUGGCACUUUUUUAUUAGAUAUGAAAGAGAACUGUAUGCAGGGUUACUAUUUGUUUGAUAUGUUUUCUACACAGCUCUUUAAGUAAGGAAUCACUGUAUUAUUGUGUAACCUGUGCUGUUUUAAAGACCAAUUCUGUUGAGAGGCAGCCUGGUGAAGUAGAGGUUACUGCAAAGUUCCACAUCCAAGUUAUUUGCAAAGACAAGAAAGCUCUCAUUCCAUUUGUAUGUUGGUGUAAAGGUAAGAAUGACUAUUUCUGGUUUGUAGGAUCAGAAAAAUUAGCACUGUGUUAUUCAGAAACUUCCUGCUAGCUUUUGCUAGCAAUUUUUGGACUGACUCAGCAUCUCUUUCAAAAUAAACAAGCCAACAUUUUUCAAGAUGGCUUUGAGCCCUUUAAAUUAUUUUUUUUUUUAAGAUGCUAAUUCCCCUGUGCAUUGACUGUCUUUGUGGUAUUUCUUUCUCAACUGAAUACCUUCACUUUGAAUAAAAAGGCCCCAUUUGGUAUAAAAUAACUUCAGUAAAUGCAAACUAGCUUGUUAGUCUUUAAGGUUGUAUUUUGAGACUGGUAAACAAAUAAAUACAUAAUUCUGUGUAAUAGGGCAGCAGGCACACUAUUUUUUUUUAGUGUGUGGUUUCUACAUCUGGCAUUUGACAAAGGGGGAAGGCUUUUGGACUGUGGUUUUGUUUCUGAAGAUGAGGGAAUGCUGUGUGUGCGUCAAGUGACAAGCAAGAAAGUCAUCUGCCCCUUUUAAAAGGAGACUUUAAUUUGUUGCUUUUACUGGAAAGAAUACAGUACUUGUUACCUACAUACAAUUUUUUUUAUUAUUAUUCAUAGAAUCAUAGAAUCAUUCCUCAGGGUGUAUACAAGGAUUUGCCAUGUCACCACAUCAGGUUUUGGUCAAUAUGUUUCUCACUGCCCAUGUUGUUUGUGGGCUGUAUUUAUACUUUGUAUACAGCAUUUGUAAUAAAACCUGUUCCUUUU